AUGAAUUGGAAGGAAGCGUGCUUGUUAUUGUGUUUGAUUUGGCUGGCCAUCUCAAAGAGAGGAGCUGCUGCAAAUCGUAUUCAACAUAGACGGUACCUAGUCCAGGAAGCCCAUAAAUCCAACCCCAAACAAGUUAAAGAGAAUACAAGCCCGUCACCGGGUCCUGAGAAGCCUGCUGCCAAAACCAAACCUGGGACUGGGAAUGAUAAAGUCGAUGCCAGUCCACCAGAAGUUGAUGAUGUUCCCAAGGAGACAUGUGACCCGAAGUUCAACAAAUGUCAGAAUGAUGCUCAGAAUAUCACAGCCUGCCUGCUACAAACUCCUGGAGACGGUGGUUAUUUCAUUCCUUUUCCUUUCGAAGGACCAUUUCUCCUUGUCCACAAUGAGGGUCAGAGCUCUUUCACAUUCAAUGUAACAAUACUUCCAUCAAACUCAACAACCUUGGACAUUGGAGUUACAUUGGCACACCAAGUUAGUAAGAUUAACGUUUCAUCAAAUGCAACCAUGACAACAGCAGUUGUACUAAACGCUCAUGAAUGGACAUGCAGAAUUGGAAGAAGAAAUCGGCUUUCACUGAAUUUUCCUUCUUACAUUGCAAAAAUAAAGCCCAUAACCGGGGUAUACUUGAUUUCUGGGACAAUUCUGAUUAUAGGAGUUUUGUGGGCGGGUUGCAAGCAGGGGAAAGACGUCAAGCAUCUCAAUGGAGUUCCCUACCAGGGACUCGAAAUGGGGCGACAAGAAAGUGGCGCUUACAUGAACGUGGAAACAGUAGACAGUUGGGACCAGAGUUGGGAGGACUGGGAUGACGAAAUGGCUGUUGAGUCACCUGGUGGCAGUCAUGUGGACAAUGGACAAGGCCAGGCAAAUGGAAAUGGUUCUAGUUCUAAGUCUGCUGAUAUUAGUGAAUGGAGCAGUGAUUGGAAUGAAUGA
Molecule: messenger RNA, 930 nt
Organism: Oldenlandia corymbosa var. corymbosa
Lineage: Eukaryota; Viridiplantae; Streptophyta; Magnoliopsida; Gentianales; Rubiaceae
Source: the annotation of a GenBank genome assembly